Molecule: messenger RNA, 2437 nt
Organism: Peromyscus leucopus (white-footed mouse)
Lineage: Eukaryota; Metazoa; Chordata; Mammalia; Rodentia; Cricetidae
Gene: Znf623
Product: zinc finger protein 623
Exons: 2
Coding region: 171-1667 (498 amino acids)
Biological process (GO): regulation of transcription by RNA polymerase II
Cellular component (GO): nucleus
Molecular function (GO): DNA-binding transcription factor activity, RNA polymerase II-specific; RNA polymerase II transcription regulatory region sequence-specific DNA binding
Source: RefSeq, a predicted model, not a curated record
GCCCGAGGACAUGGAGGCCCUCAAGGGUUGCACACUCAGCCUCGGCGCCUGCAGAUCAGGCCUCCGCUUGGCUGCUUGCAGGCUGGCUGCUCAGAUUCUACUGUAGGAGCUGGGGGCAAGAAGGUGAUCCUGAAGCCUGAAUUUCUGGGGAUGAAAAUUCACGUAAUACGAUGUCAGACGAGCUCACAGUGCUGGAGCCUUCCGCCUCUGAGCCCGGGGAAUUUCAUGAAGACAGAUUAGCGCAGCUGUUGGGGAAUCCAGAAAGGCAGGGCCUAGAGAGUCCCCCCUCUCAGGAGGGGGGCUUCAAGCAGAUGACAGUGACCCACUGGAAAAUUCAAACAGGAGAAACAGCCCAGAUGUGUAGUAAGUCAGGAAGAAACCCUAUUCUCAACUCAAACCUCCUUAUACUUCAGAGAGAGCUUAUAGAAGGGGAGGGCCAUUCUUGUGGUAUUGGUGGCAAGAGCUUCCCUUUUAAUUCAAAUGUAGUUCCACAUCAGAUUUCUCACCCAGGGGAGAAGCCUUAUCAAUGUGAUCAUUGUGGGAAAGGCUUCAGUCAGAACUCCCUCCUCAGUGAACAUCAAAGAGUCCACACCGGGGACAGACUCUAUGUGUGUAACGUGUGUGGGAAAGACCUCAUUCACUAUGCAAACCUAGUUGAACAUCAGCAUGUACAUACAGGAGAAAAGCCCUUCAAGUGUGCCCAGUGUGGAAAAGCGUUUUGUCACAGUUCAGACCUGCUUCGGCACCAGAGAGUCCAUACCAGAGAGAGGCCUUUUGAAUGUAAAGAGUGUGGGAAAGGCUUCAGUCAGAGCUCCUUGCUCAUUCGCCAUCAAAGAAUUCACACAGGAGAGAGACCCUAUGAGUGUAACGAGUGUGGAAAAUCUUUCAUUCGGAGCUCGAGCCUCAUUCGGCAUUACCAGAUCCACACGGAAGUCAAACAGUAUGAAUGUAGAGACUGCGGGAAGGCCUUCCGACACCGUUCAGACCUUAUUGAGCACCAGAGAAUCCACACUGGAGAGAGACCCUUUGAGUGUCAGGAGUGUGGGAAGGCCUUUAUUCGAAGCUCAAAGCUCAUUCAGCAUCAGAGAAUUCAUACCGGCGAGCGGCCUUAUGUAUGCAACGAGUGUGGGAAGCGUUUCAGUCAGACCUCCAACUUCACUCAGCAUCAGAGAAUCCAUACUGGGGAGAAACUCUAUGAGUGUAAUGAAUGUGGGAAAGCAUUCUUUCUGAGUUCGUACCUCAUUCGACACCAGAAAAUCCACACUGGUGAACGGGUGUAUGAAUGUAAAGAAUGCGGGAAGGCUUUUCUGCAGAAGGCUCACCUCACUGAGCAUCAGAAGAUCCACACUGGAGACAGACCCUUUGAGUGCAAAGACUGCGGGAAAGCCUUCAUCCAGAGCUCGAAGCUGUUGCUGCAUCAAAUUGUACAUACUGGAGAGAAGCCCUAUGUGUGCAGCUACUGUGGGAAAGGCUUUAUACAGAGGUCCAACUUCCUUCAGCACCAGAAGAUGCACACUGAAGAGAAUCUCUACAAGUUUAGUCAGCGUGGAAAAGAUCUCACCCCACCCCCUGAUCUUGUCCACCAGGAGGAUCUUUCCCUGAGUGAGACCUCUGUUCAUUUAGGAGAGACGUCUGUGGAUCAGGAGUGUCAUGCAGAUAAUUUAUAAGACAGUCAGCCCCUCUCCGAGUCAGCAAGUGGUGCUUGGGAAUGGGCAUGCUUAGUAUAUAUAUAUAUGGCCUCUAAGAUGUGGAUUGUCACAGUUGUCCAAGUCCCAUCUCCCAAGUCAUGGGCUGCUUUGGUUAGGUCUAUUGUCUGUCACCAGGGCAGGAAAGCUGAGGGGCUGAACAACUGACCUUGAGCUGAAAGCCGAGGGAGAGCCUCUAGAGAAUUUUCUCCUAUUUCUUUGAAGUUCCAGCACGCUGUAUACAGAGCAGAGCGGUAUUACUUGAGAAGUGGUUACCUAUCCAAAAGGUUGGAGAAAGGGGCUUUGCUCAUGCAGAACAGCAAGUUGGUUCCCUGUUGUCUGGGAGUAGACUCCAAGCCUUGGGGUUUAGUCCCUGGCCUUUGCUUUCUCAACAUUUGACUCCUGGUAAUGCAUUUGAUGUGUAUGAUGCGUACCCCCGCCCACAUCCUUCAGGCUGCUCCCACUCCUGUUCCUGAUGGCUCUCCCCUUUUCUCCCAGUUGCUCCUGACUAUUAUGUGAGACCUCUCUCAGGCACCGUGCCCCCAAAUGCUCCCUUAAUACCGAGCUGGGUUUGUGUCUUGUGCAUCUGUUGCUCAAUGCUAACCUCUGCUACUGUACUUGCUUUUAAGUACCACAAUUUUGAAUUUUCUCUUUUUCACUGUGCUCUGUUCCCCGAGGACAAUGAUCAUGUGUCAUUGAUUCCUGUGUCCCUAGUGUCUAGCACAUGACAAUAAACAAAACAAAACCCCAAA